AUGGAGUUGACUAUUCCAUGUGUUCGACCCUGGUUUUCUCAGUGUGUGACCAAGAGUUCUGGGUCUGACAAACUAGUCCCUCUUGAUCCAGAAAUCGAGAAAUCCGCCAAAUGCAUUCGGAAGAAGAAGAAACAACAGAAGAAGAUGGAGGAACGUGCUUUAGCUGUCGAGAAUGACGAUGACACUUAUGGGGCAUAUCUUCAACCCAAGUACAUUCAACAGCUCUCAUGCAUUCGUCGGCCCGAUAUAGAUCGCAAUAAAUUUGAAUUCCAGCCGGCAUUCAUCAGUAUGCUCAGCUCAUCGGCAUUCAGGGGCAGACCUAAUGAAGAUCCAAUUCUCCAUCUGACCCGAUUCAAACUACUAUGCCAGUCUGUGAAGACGGUUCAAGGAGUCACCGAUGAGUCACUUAUGCUAAUGGGUCUAAAGGAAGAUACUCGAGUCCUCAUUCGAGUUGCUUGUGGAGGAAGCCUCAAUGAAAAGUCUUUCGACUUCAUCGAACAACAAAUCACUAAGAUGGUUAAUGAGUGUGCCCCUUCCCACGAAUUCGUCAGAAGUAUUAGUUUUUUUAAGGAUAACCGUGCAGGUAAGGAAAGUCAAUCCGAAAUACACGCUUUACGUGCAGAGCUAGCCAAACUUAGAAUGCAGGGAUCACUUCCCGGGAACCCGAAAGCAAACCCCCGAGAGCACUGUAAUGCUAUAUCCUUGCGAAGUGGCAAAGAGCUCGUCAAUCCUAUCAUCACAUCUACAGAGAAAGGUCAGUGCUCUAACUCUGUUCCUACAUCUUUUCCUGACCCCAUAAUGGCUGAAAAAUCGACAGAGAUAUCGGGUGAUGAAGAACGCGACGUAUACAUACCACCGCCACCACAUCCACCUCCGGUUCCUUUUCCUCAACGACUCAAGAAAAAUAAGGAGGACACCCAAUUUGCCCGAUUUGCUGACAUGGUGUGUAAGUUGAAGAUUAAUAUGCCAUUUCACGAGGUUAUUACUCAGAUGCCAUCCUACGCCAAAUUCCUGAAGGACAUUCUCACAAAGAAACGAGUCAUCAAGAAGGAAACCAUCACGCUCAAUCCCGAGUGCAACGCCAUUCUUAAGCACGAUCUACCACCAAAAAUGUCGGAUCUAGGUAGCUUCUCGAUUCCUUGUAAAUUGAGAAAUGUUUCUAUAGAUCGUACUCUUUGUGAUUUAGCUGCAAGUGUAAGUCUCCUACCACUCUCCAUCUAUAAGAAACUCAGCGUGGGAGAACUCAAACAAACUCGCAUGGCUCUUCAACUAGCUGAUCGUUCUGUCAAAUAUCCUCUGGGUAUUCUUGAGGACGUCCCGCUGAAAGUCAGCGAUUACUACGUACCGAUCGAUUUCGUUGUGCUUGACAUGGACGAAGACUCCAAAAUCCCGAUUAUUCUAGGGCGGCCGUUCUUAAACACUGCAGAUGCCAUUGUCUACGUUCGUGCCGGUCGAUUGACACUCAAGAUCGGCGACGAAACGUUGGAAUUCAAGCUCGAUCAAAAUUUCAAGCAACCAUCUACAGUGGACUCUAUAUGUUACAUUGACCCUGCUGAAAAUGCCAUUGUCUACGUUCGUGCCGGUCGAUUGACACUCAAGAUCGGCGACGAAACGUUGGAAUUCAAGCUCGAUCAAAAUUUCAAGCAACCAUCUACAGUGGACUCUAUAUGUUACAUUGACUUGAUGGAUGCUUUAGCUGAUGAGUACGUUCGUGCCGGUCGAUUGACACUCAAGAUCGGCGACGAAACGUUGGAAUUCAAGCUCGAUCAAAAUUUCAAGCAACCAUCUACAGUGGACUCUAUAUGUUACAUUGACUUGAUGGAUGCUUUAGCUGAUGAGCUCGGGCGUCUCCUCACCACAUUGCGGGACUACCGGAAAGCUAUCGGGUACACUCUAGAUGAUAUCAAAGGUCUAAAUCCUUCAUUAUGCAUGCAUCAAAUUCAUCUGGAGGACGAUACCAAAUCAUCCAUCGAACAUCAACACAGACUCAAUCCAUCGAUGAAGGAAGUCGUCAAGAAAGAGGAGAAGACAACUUUCACUUGCCCUUAUGGGACCUUCGUUUAUCUGCGCAUGCCAUUUGGACUUUGCAACGCCCCUGCUACUUUUCAACGGUGCAUGAUGGCAAUCUUAUCCGACAUUAUUGAAGAUUCGAUGGAAGUCUUCAUGGAUGAUUUCUCUGUCCAUGGGCCUUCCUUUGAUGCAUCGUCCUCGGACACAAGAUCUCCGACAAAGGCAUCGAGGUUGAUAAAGGCUAAAAUCGAAGUGAUCGAGAAAUUACCACCCCCGCACAACGUUAAAGCCAUCCGAAGUUUUCUUGGUCACGCUGCAUUUGAAACACUCAAAAAGGCGUUGAUUUUCCCGCCCAUUAUUCAACCGCCAAAUUGGGAUCCGCCUUUCGAAAUUAUGUGCGACGCCAGCGAUUAUGUAGUAGGAGUCGUGCUUGGACAACGAUGGAAUAAAGUUCUUCAUGCGAUCUACUAUGCCAGCAGAACUUUGGAUGAUGCUCAGGUAAACUACACUACGACUGAGAAAGAACUGCUUGCCGUUGUCUUUGCAUUCGAAAAAUUCAGGUCCUACCUUGUCGGAUCCAAAGUCAUAGUCUACACCGAUUACGCCGCUCUGCGAUAUCUACUCUCCAAGAAGGAUGCUAAGCCGCAUCUCAUCCGUUGGAUAUUGCUUCUUCAAGAGUUCGACCUUGAUAUCCGGGACAAGAAAGGAGCCGAGAACGAAGUAGCUGAUCACUUGUCACGCCUUGAACUUCCAGAGCCACUUCCCAUUGAUGACAAUCUUCGAGAUGAGCAUGUCUUCACCAUUUCUACUCUUCCAGAAGCCCCGUGGUAUGCUGACUACGUAAACUACCUGUUUAGUAAAAUUCUUCCACCAGAUCUGAGUUACAAUGCCAGGAAGAAAUUUCUCCACGAUGUCAGGGACUAUUAUUGGGACGAUCCUUUCCUCUUCAAGCGGGGAACAGACGAUCUAUUCCGUCACUACAUCCCAGAAGUUGACUAUGUGACCAAAUGGGUGGAAGUCCUGGCAAGUCCCACCAACAACAACAAGACCGUAGUGCACAUGCUCAAACGCACGAUUUCCCACGAUUAG
Molecule: messenger RNA, 3099 nt
Organism: Tarenaya hassleriana
Lineage: Eukaryota; Viridiplantae; Streptophyta; Magnoliopsida; Brassicales; Cleomaceae
Exons: 11
Coding region: 1-3099 (1032 amino acids)
Source: RefSeq, a predicted model, not a curated record